AGGCGCAGAAUCAGAACUUUUUCGUUUCUUCGAGGGAGGCAUUCCAGUGGGUCACGAGCUUCGACGACUAACUUUAAGUUUCAAGCUGUUUCAAAAUCUCAUGUCCUACACUUGCUACAGCCUCGUUGCGUUGCUCCUCUACGAUGCUCUUGCAUUAUCGCCAUACUAAUGUAUCUCAAGCUUUCUGUUUCGCCCGUUUGCAGUCAGAGUGGAGGUUAACUGUCGAACUCGCGAAUUUUCCGACAUUUCUCCGGGGAGAUUUAUAAAGAACUUCCUGUCAAUAUCUUCUCAUCGAAUUCCACCUGUGUUUCCCACUCAUCUCACAUAUAUCCUGCACCUAUGACAACUUUCAACGUUGAAGAAACACUUUCGAAACUCUCUGUUAUUCAGAAGAUUAAGCUCUUAUCUGGGCUGGGCUGGUGGCAUACGGAACCAGUAGCAGAAUAUGGAAUCCCAUCGAUGAGGAUGAGCGAUGGCCCGAAUGGCGUCCGUGGAACGAGAUUCUUUAACGGUGUCCCCUCUUCAUGUUUCCCUUCUUCGACGGGGCUGGGUGCAUCCUUUGAUGUUGAUUUGGCCUACAAGGUCGGAAUUGCCCUAGGUGAAGAAUGCCGGGCCAAGGGCUGCCAUAUCCUUCUAGGUCCUACUGUUAAUACCCAACGAUCGCCUCUGGGUGGACGAUCCUUUGAAUCGUUUGCCGAAGAUCCUACGUUGAACGGGUUAAUCGCUGCUGCCUACAUAAACGGAGUCCAGAGCAAAGGAGUCAGUGCGACGAUCAAGCAUUACGUCGCAAAUGAUCAAGAAUUUGAAAGGUUUUCUAUUAGCAGUGAUGUUAGCGAGCGUGCACUGCGCGAGAUUUACCUCAAGCCUUUCCAGCUUGCUCUGAAGCAUUCGGAUCCUUGGGCUUUGAUGUCUUCCUACAAUCGCGUGAACGGUGUCCAUGUCUCAGAAAGUCCCCGGCUAUUGGACGAUAUCCUUCGCAAAGAAUGGGGAUUCAAGGGACUUAUAAUGAGCGAUUGGAUUGGCGUGUACAGCACCGUGGAGAGCAUCAAGGCCGGCGUGGAUCUAGAAAUGCCAGGACCUACAGUCAUGCGUGGAAAAGCAGUCGAGCGAUCAUUAGCAGCCCAGAAACUAUUUAUCAGCGACGUAGAUGAAAGGGCGCGUAAGGUUCUCGAACUUCUUCAGAAGGCUUAUGCCUCAGGUAUCCCUUUCGAUGCGCCAGAGGAAGGAGUAGAUACUCCAGAACUACGACAACUCUUGCGUGAAUCAGCUGCUGAUUCCAUCGUCUUGCUCAAGAACGAUAAAAAUGUCCUACCUCUCACUGUGGAUUCGAAAAUCAAGUCGAUCGCUGUGAUCGGCCCGAACGCGAAGUACGCGUUCUCUUCAGGAGGAGGAUCGGCGAGGUUGCUCGAGUCGUAUACCGUCACACCACUGCAAGCUAUCCAGGCUGUCGCAGAGAAGCGGGGUCUUGAUGUGAAGUUUGCACUAGGCACAACCACUCAUAAGCUCAACCCAUUACUUGAUCCGUACAUCACCCUUCUAGACGGAACAGGGACUGGUGCGCUAUUGGAAUUUUGGAACGAAAUCCCCGCCAAUGGCUUUGCCACCGCUAACUCGAAAUUGACGGAUAAUCUCAAGCCGUGUACUUGGAGUUGUACUACGAAAGUUAGCAAUUGCGUAUUGCUUGAUGGCGUCGAUGACACCAAAGUCGAAAAGGAUUGUUACCUCCGGUAUUCGACGGUCUUUACCCCAGAAGAGUCGGGCACAUAUGAAUUCUCACUCACCCUAGCGGGAAGCGGCAAUCUUUUCUUCGGUGAUAAUCUCAUCAUCGACCUCAGCACCUCCCCCGCGCCUGGCGACUACUUUAUGGGGCUGGGAACCGCAGAAGUGAAGGCACAAGUGAAUGACCUCAAAGCUGGUCAAGGUUACAAGGUUGAAAUACGAGCUAGUAACCGCGAUUACGUCAAACAAGUUCCUAUUAUACCCAAUUGGGGUGGGUUGAGGAUCGGAGCUGUUAAAGUUGUUGAACCCGAAGACGCUCUCAACGAAGCGGUUGAUUUGGCGAGAGUCUCUGAUGUCGCGAUUCUCGUUGUGGGCUUAAACCAUGAAUGGGAAAGCGAAGGAUAUGAUCGUCCCGACCUCGAGCUACCGGGUCUCACGAAUCGCCUCGUCUCUGAGGUUUUGGAAGUCAAUCCGAACACGAUUGUCGUCAACCAAUCCGGCUCAUCGGUAACCUUCCCGUGGAUUGACGAGGCACAUACUGUUUUGCAGGCCUUUUACGGUGGUAACGAACUAGGAAAUGGGAUCGCCGAUGUAUUAUUUGGAAUAGUGAACCCUUCCGCAAAGCUUUCGCUGACCUUCCCGAAACGACUGGCGGAUGUACCCUCUUACCCUUCGUAUGGAAGCAAGGGACAAGAACAUGGCAGGAUCCUGUAUAAUGAGGGUGUCUUCGUAGGAUACAGAGGGUAUCAAAUCAAGAAUAUAACACCCAUGUUCCCGUUCGGAUUUGGCCUGUCUUACUCAGCAUUCGAAUACUCAGCUCUAAAUUGCUCUGAAAUCUCGUCAGAAGGAAAAUUUACCGUGGCUUUCACUAUCAAGAACACUAGCAGUGUAUACGGACGAGAGGUUGCACAAAUCUACAUAGCGGACGAUGAGGCCUCUCUUCCCCGACCUCAGAAAGAGCUGAAGGGCUUUAAGAAGGUAGCUUUGCAGGCGGGAGAGAGUCAGAGUGUUGAAACUGAAUUGGACCGAGAAGCGUUAGGGUUCUUCAAUGACAGAAGAGGAGAGUGGGUUGCGGAGAAGGGGGUGUUUAGUGUUUUGGUUGGAGCUUCUUCUGAAGAUAUCAAGCUGAAGGGGAGUGUCGAGUUAAGGAAUGGUUUAGCAUGGCGUGGACUUUGAUCAUUUCGGUAAAUCUUGUACUACCACCAAUGUGAUUUAAAUUAUGUGAAUAUCGAACACGUGCUCGUC
Messenger RNA from Lentinula edodes (shiitake mushroom), 2964 nucleotides. Its product is annotated as glycoside hydrolase family 3 protein. Lineage: Eukaryota; Fungi; Basidiomycota; Agaricomycetes; Agaricales; Omphalotaceae. The coding region runs from base 340 to 2895 and encodes 851 amino acids. The transcript is spliced from 20 exons. Gene Ontology annotation, biological process: glucan catabolic process. Gene Ontology annotation, molecular function: beta-glucosidase activity. The record is from RefSeq and is a predicted model, not a curated record.